This is a messenger RNA of Suhomyces tanzawaensis NRRL Y-17324, 792 nucleotides long. It is a transcript of the gene SPC34, whose product is annotated as Spc34p. Gene Ontology annotation, biological process: attachment of spindle microtubules to kinetochore. The transcript has a single exon. Gene Ontology annotation, cellular component: DASH complex; spindle microtubule. Bases 1 to 792 code for a protein of 263 amino acids. The record is from RefSeq and is a predicted model, not a curated record. NCBI's taxonomy places the organism in Eukaryota, Fungi, Ascomycota, Pichiomycetes, Serinales, Debaryomycetaceae.
AUGUCGUCUCUAAACUAUUUCCUAGAUAGGACGGAACAGUCCAUAGAGUCCAUCCAAUCGUUGCGCUUCCAUCCGCCCGGCCUUUUCACCAACGCCAUUGUCAAGAGACCCAGCAUCACUACGUUGUUGAAGGACCCGUCCGUAGAUGAGGGAGCUUUAUACAAAAUAACAAAGCCUAGAAACCAAACGCGGACAGCCAUCAAAGGAAGCACCAGGUAUGAGAGUUCCAACAGAAUAAACAUGGAAAUCCGCCCCGAAAGGGCUGACGGCAAGUCUAUCUACGUGGACCAGAGCUUCCAGGAGUACAUUCAGUACAAGGGCGACCAAGGCGACCAGGAGAGUCUUGAAAGCAAAUCGGUAGUGAAGCUACCACAAUUAGCACAUUCAUCGAGCACUUCGCCCAGGAGGCGAAAGUCAAUGACCACCCUGUUGUUCUCGGCUGAGACUAAAGAUGUGGGCCAGAUAUGUUCGCAAAUCUUGACUGUGAUCCAAAAGUACCCCAACUUGAUCGAAGACCGUGAUGCGAUUGUGGAUAAGGUGAUGCAGAGUCAGAAUGAAUACAGCCUAUUGGCUAACCAAUGUGCUCAGUUGGAGUCGGAAAUUGAUGAUCAGAAAAGGCAGUUGACAAUACUAAAUAUCAAUUACAGUGAUAUUGGAAGCCCUAUCAAAUCCAGUGGGCAGGACAAAGUCUAUGACGACGAAGAGGAAUUGGAUAUCGAGGAGUAUAUACGGCAGGAAGAAGAGGAAAUCCGGUUAUUGGAGCAGCAGUUGGAUAGCAUGCAGGGUAACUAA